UCAAUUGUCUUCUACAGUCAGCAAGCUCAGUAGAACGCCCGGGUCCAUUUAGGCCAAAUUCGGUCUGAAAGCUCUUACAUUUUCCUCGUAAAAAAACCUUAUUUGAAGGAUCUAGACCUAGAAAAUUUGUCAGGACAAAGUUAAGUCAUCAGUGAGGACAUAUACCUAAAGGUAGUUGACAAGUCAACAAAGAACAAAAGAAAACAUGUAUUGCUAACAAAGACAAGACAAAUAUGACAGUCACGUCUCUUUUAAGCCCAUCUUGCAAGGAAGUUGUCACUUCACCUUUAAAGCUUGACCCACCAUACCAAGUCUCAUGCAGCAUAAAUAACACAAAAACAGCACAUCAACAUGAUCACAACAAAGAGCCUAGGCAACCUAGUGUGACUUUUAAGUCUGAUAAACAGUCUCUCUCUCUAGUAUUUUCUAAUUGUAGAUUAAAAGAUAUAGAAAAUAAUGACAGUUUAUUAGAUGUAGAUGUUACAAAUUUUACAAAGAAUGCAAGUCGCGGGAGACGUAGGAGUGAAGAUAAACGCUCAAAGUCAAACAGGCAAUCAAGCAAUGGGCAGAACCGGGGCAAAAGAGGUUCCAGGGCAUAUCAGAAUUUUGACAACAAUUCUAGUAAUGGAAACUCAGGAGGUGAUGGCAAUGGAGAGGAUAAUGAUGACAGCAAUGAUGACGAUGAUGAUGAGUAUUUAGACGAUGAUGAGGAUGAAGAGGAGGAAGAAGAGGAUGAUGAUGACGAUGAUGAUGACGAUAAGAAUGAUGAUGACGACGAGGAUGAUGCAUCAUCUUGCAUCAGUAGUAAGGAGAGAACUAACAGCCUUGGCAACAGCAUGGAUGAGAAGUUGUUGUGUGCGUUGCAAGCUGCAGGUGCGACUGUUGACGCAACUGUUGCUGCUGAGAAUGGUCCUGUUGCCGCUGGAACACCUAUUACAUUACAAGGAAUUUUGUGCCAUGAAGCUCUUCCAGGAGGCGUUCUUGUGGUCAAUGUGAAGUGGCGGAACAAGACGUACUGUGGGUCCUUGAUAGACUGCAGUAAGCAUUCAUGGGCCUCACCAAAGUUUCAGUCGUCUGAUGGCGUUGGAUACCAAAGUAAGAACCGUCGAUGCAAAAACAACGCCAGGAAUGACAUGAAAGGAAAGGGGAAGAGACUUCGGAGUAACUCCAUUAACAACACAGAGAGUCCCUCCAAGGACAGCAUCAAUGACUCUCCACUCAAACAAAAACUUCGUGGCCGCAAAAAGACCAUCUCUGGCAGCUCCACCGGUAAAGGCAAUAGCUUUCGCACCAUCGGCAACAAGCGAAAAGGCAAGAAUGCAGACGAUGAUAGCGAUGAUGGACGACCCGGCAAGAGAAGCUGUACUAUGAAAGGCGCUCCCUCGCCCCAACCAUCCCCUACCCUGAUAGAAUGUCCUGAGCCAGGAUGUGGAAAGAAAUACAAGCACAUUAAUGGUCUGCGGUAUCACCAGACGCAUGCGCACUUGGAUAAGAUUGCCCCAGAUGAGAGUAACAACUCAGACGAUCGCUCGACGACCACUCCUUCUCCGGAAGACGACUUCAAAGAGCCUGGUUCAGCUCGGACCCUUACCCGGGGACGUGGCGGGGGGAUGGCGACACGGAACCGUAGCGUAUCUCCCGGGGUAUCGGAUACUAGCGCUAUCAAGGAGGAGAGCAACUCGAAAAGCAAUCGGAAAACAAAGGGACUUGUUACAGAGGAUAAAGUAAAGACCGAAUCAGCGGAGAAUAAGAUAGAGCAAACUGAGAAAGUUGAGCCUGAGAGACCUGUUCAAGUUAAGAAAGAAGUAGGCGAAGACGAGCGAUCAAGCUUGGCAGUUGAGCAACAGGAGGACACUAGAAUCAAGGAGGAACCUGUUGCGCAGGGAAAUUACAACAUUAAACAUAGCGAAGAGGAAGGAGAGUUUGUUGAAGUAGCGGAUAAGUCAACUGAUACACGCAUGAUGAACCAGUCGCAGGAGCCAGCACUAACCCCGGUCACGCAGUCCCUUAAGGUGGAUUCCCCCAUGGAAGUGGUACCCACCCAACAGGUACCAGAGGCGGCUACCGAGCAGGAAGUAUGGGAGACUGUUGUCGAUAGUGGACACAGUGGUGAGCUAAAUUUCGGGGGCAAGGAGACGGUCAGCAUUGAAGAGAUGAUGGGUGGGGACCAGGAGGGAGGGGACACGGUGCUGGUGGAAGGGGGGAAGGCGGCGGACGUGAGGGGUGUGGUGUCUAAAGAUGAGAGGAGGCAGAUUGUCCUGCCAGCGGGAAGCAUGAAUCAACUUGGCAUUGAGGUAGAGGACAUCAGCGAGAACGAGGAGGAUAUAGACCCUGGCAAGGAAGAUAUUGACUAUGAUGGCGAUGACGAAGUGAACAGGGCUCUAGAUGGUUUACAAAAAUCAACUUUCCAUUACAACAAAACAUCGGACAAACAAGCGAUUUCUUCCCUAAAGGACCCAAAUCUGAUUUCCUCGAUAACUGCAGCUAAAGAUCUCAUGGACAACGUUAUUACCUCAGAAGAUGGAAUAACGGCAAAGUCGGUGAUCCUGGAAACUGGGAACAUGGAAGGGACUUCAAACAUCGAGGAAUGUACGGAGCGAACUAAUUACAUGGCGAGUUUAGGAUUAAGACCUGAGAAAGAACACCCUGAUGUUGCUAUGGGGACGUCAACUGAUUCGGAACCAAUGAAGGAAGGGGAUACUGGUGCGAAAACAAGUCUUAGCAUGUUAAGUCUAGUAUCAAAAAGUUUGACGGCAAGUAGGAGUGAACCGCCUUUGAUAAAUACAGACGCUCCAUCCAUGCGCUUUAAAUACUUCACCUGCCGUAGUUACGGUGAUCAGACUUACACAUUGUCAACAUCUAAUCUUACAUCCACGAGCGCGAGCUCUGCAACCACUACGCUAUCACUCAUACGCAACCCCGAGACUCUAAAGCAAGAACAUGCCAAGGGAUACGCGAGUGUACACUCCAAGGAUAUGCCACCUAUUGUCCGAGAGGAACGCCAAAACACGGGCACUUCAAAUGUCGGGCCUAACUACACGAGAUCAAGCACCCAGGCCGAGUGUAUGAUCUCGUCCAUUCAUAAACACGGACCUAAGGAGGCUUUUAAAGAGGAGAGUAUUGAAGGAUCUAGAAACAUGAGUACCAGCGGGUCCGUUAUCAUGUCGUCGGACAGGUUCCCUACCCAUUCCGCACAGGCCAAGUGCACUGCAAAUACCUCAAUGUCGUAUAGCUCACCUAAAAGCUCCAUCGCGGUCACGUCAAUGAAGCGUGCAACAGGGCUCUGUUCAUCCGAGCGGAUCAAUGUCAACGAAAGCUUAUCAAAGAAACCUGGUUUGGACUCAAGUGAAGUUAAUGGAACUAGCGAGGAACUUACAGGAGGUAACUCUGAGAAAACCGGAAAUGACGCAAGGGACGAUGACAAACUUCGCGUGUUGCCUAGGCAACCUCCAACCUUGAUCCCCAAGCACAGCCGACUGGCCGCACCCUCUCUUCCGGUGGGUGUGGCUCACCCCUAUCACAGGGGGUCCCAGUUCAGCACGGUGUCUACCUCUGCUGCCAGUACAUCAGGCCUUUCUGUCACGUCCCCUCCCGGCCUUUCUCGAGAUUCAGUCCCACCAAAAUCUCUAACCCCCGACCCUGAGGGCAAGCCCCUUGGUCUUAAGAAGCCACGGGCGGAAAAGGCGCAGGUGAUACCUGUAGGCGAGGUCGGUCCAGUCGCUGUCAAGAGGAGUCAGAUACCCGCUAUACACGUUGGACUACCGUCUGUGGUACCAGUCGGGGCACCAGGACUCAAGGGACAAGCAUCCCUUCACGCUAGUGUUAGGCAAGGGCUAAAGGACGAACGAUCAACGACGCCUCUCGGGCUCAGCAGAAAAGCAGCUAGUCCCAGAGCUCUCUCAUUAAGCCCCAAGCCCAUCUCAACUAGUCCUAGGCCUCCAGCUCUCUCCUCUUCUCGGCAAGCGACCACUGAAAUGAGCUCUUCCAAGAUCGUCCUACCUGUUGCAGAGCAUGCGUCCAAGUGUAAAACCGCUGAGAGGGAUGACAGCUCGGAAGAAUCGAACGUGGUGAUACUGAAGGAGGAUAAGGAGAAAUCAAGAGAGGGCAAGUCUGGCAGUGAAAGCGACCGGUCUGCAGAACGGAGCCCUUACGCUAACUCGCAAGACAAGGUCUCAGCAGAGCAGCUAAAGAUAUUCCAGUUGCAACAGCAGCAGCGACAGCUUUAUCAACAGCUCGCGCAAAGUGGGCCUACACAGAUGGCCUUGGCGCUAGGAUACGACCCAUGGGCGCUCAGGAUGAUGGAGCAACAACAGCAAAUGAACCAGGCAGAAGAGGGAAGAGAGCUUCUAAAGGAUAAGAGAGAUGAGCCACAACGACAACGCCCAGAGAAAUCCGACUCGCACAGCAGCGGCGAACGCUACACUAUCGAGCAUCGCGGUACCGACCCAGUCCCUCCUCCCCGCUCAGACCUUACGCGACACCAGUCAGACCCCUCCCUCUCACGUGACACAUCCCGACCAUCCCCCUCUCGGGACAUGACUCGCAGCUCCGAAACCAUUCCCCGGCUGACAUCAGCUGAGGAAAUUCUUGGAAGGGCAUCACAGCGAAUCGACGAGGCGUCUACACGAGCGAUCCAGAAAGUCGUAGAAGGUUCUGGAAGGGGUGGGUCCAAGGGGGAUGAGCCCCCGGAAAAGAGGCUGCGGGCGGAUACUGGUAGGGCGGAGGAGUUGAGCGAGCGGGAGCUGCAGAGGCAGAAGUACCGACAGCAGGAGGAGUACCUCUCCAAGCAGAUGUUGCAGCAGAAAAUCUCGAUGUUCAAGAUGGACAGCGAGCAGCAGAAGCGCCAGCAAGGCCUGACGGGAUUACGCUCUGAAUCCAAGGACAAGGGAAGAGACGAGGACGACUUUCCGAGAGCAAAAUCGCCACUGGAAAACCACUACGGGGAUCGAUCCAGGGGCCAGGACUUAAGUCGAAACAGCAAAACCUCACACCACAGCGAACCCGACUCUAGACCCGAAUUAUCUCAUAAGCACUCUGCGCGGACCACGUGGUCAUCGCGAUCACCUGUCACGGGCCGUCACGUGGACAGUGCUGCUGACGAGCGUGCGUACUCUCACCUUCCGUCCUACCUCCAGUCAGCUCGCCUUUCAUCUAAACAAAUGCUGGGACAGAUGAACUUUGACCCUGCUACAGGCGCUCCAUUGCUACCCAUGCUGCACCCCUCCAUGCUGAUGCCACACCCUCUCGCCAUGCCAGGCCUUAUGAUGAGCAUGUCUUCCGGGAUGAUCUCCGGCAGCAACACCUCCACGACUACCACCGCGACGUCCUCCCGAUCGCGCGACCCGGACUCCUCCCCUUACCGCACCCCUUCCGACCGCUCAAGCCCCCUUACCGUCGGAGGACGCUCCUCAAGACCUCGAAGUCCACCUAGGUUGAUGGAGCCACGCCCUAGGAGCCCUGUUAGGUCUUCAAGCCCAAGUGGGGUGAGACGUGAAUACAAGGGAAGUGAUAGGUCACCGGUAGUCUCUGUUGCGUCCAGGAGCAUCUAUCGAGCAAACGAAAGAGUAUCGAGCCCUUCGUAUGUUAGGGCCACCACGAGUUCGCCGUCAGUUGUAUCGAAAGGGUUCAGAACAAGCCCUACGUCACAGCUCCACAAAGUUAACGAGAGAAUCCCGACAAGCUCGCCAUCAACAAAGAUGUACAAAUCCGCAAGCCCAGCCUCGACACCACACAGAUUGACAGAUAGGAGGGACCAAGAGGGACAGGGAUCGAGAGGUGCCGGGAUCCACACGGAAGCACCGAAACACAAACCGCAGGACAGGCCCCGUGAGGAAGUUCCCCCUCAAUCCAGGGGCAGUAUCAUCACGUCCAAUUUGGCUGUGAGGAGGGGGGACGUGACCAGGGGGGUCAUGACGGGGGAGGAGAUCCUGAGACACCAGCAGCAUAGCGAGGAGGAGCGCAUGCGCCAUCAGUACAUGAUGUACCGACUAUUGGAGCAACAACAGCAAGAGGCUUACGCAAUGCAACACAGUUCGCGUGCCGACCAGUACUAUGGAAAAAGACAAUGAGAUGUCCCUAGAAGACAAAAUUAAACAUCCCAACUUCAAUCAAGAACGAACUCUACACGCGUCAGCCUUUUCGCGCGCUUUUAGAUUUUGGCGGGAAAUAACUUGACGUCUGCGCGCAUCUAAAAACAUCAAAGCUGUUCAUCUAUUCUUCAAAAAGCAUACUUUCAAGGACAGAUUUCCUUGUAAAUAUUUCUUUUUUUCUAAAAUGCAUUUUCUAUUACUGCAAAGAUUUACAAAAAUUUUGAUUUAAUUAACAGAGAAUAUUUUUAUUGGUAAAAAAAGAUUAUUUUGUGCUUUCAAAUUGUCAACAAUAUGUGAAUAAAAAUUAAAAUGCGA
This is a messenger RNA of Nematostella vectensis (starlet sea anemone), 6404 nucleotides long. RefSeq lists its product as uncharacterized. The transcript has 16 exons. Gene Ontology annotation, cellular component: nucleus. Gene Ontology annotation, biological process: regulation of transcription by RNA polymerase II. The record is from RefSeq and is a predicted model, not a curated record. NCBI's taxonomy places the organism in Eukaryota, Metazoa, Cnidaria, Anthozoa, Actiniaria, Edwardsiidae. The coding region runs from base 234 to 6068 and encodes 1944 amino acids.